GCCAAACAAAGCUCCCGACCCUUCCUGUCCAAUCAUUGCUGGCCAUCGAGGCCUAGCCAUCUGGAUUACCUACCUUAUGUCACGCCCGUCGCUUUACACGACUUUUGAGGCUUCACCAUCCGCGACUUCGACACGCGCCCCCCCCGGUCCCCUGCCGGCCGACCAUCCAUUGCACCUCCUUUUUUUCCUUCUCCACGCAUCCAUUGGGCGCCUUUUUUGUCACUGCCGUUGCUGUGCCGCCGGUGCUUUCGCGACUCCAAAUCAAGGCCGAGCCCGGCUUGUGCAUUUGCUGCGAUUCAUUGUUUUUUUUUUGUCGGCCAAGACACACGCCUUGUUUAGCACCAACUAUUGCUGUACGCUUUUGCUUGUAAUUUACGAACAAGACAACACAUUUUCGAAUUGUAUCAGCCCACGUCAAAGUCUAUCAUGCCUUGGAGGUGGCGCCCUCUCCCAUGCCGCCUCACUCCUCUCUGCCCCUCCGAGACGGCAGGGCUGGACCUCCGCUUCCUUCUUCUUCCAACACGUUUGUCAACAGCAAUAGCAGUCAGCUCCACGAGCCGUAUUCAGAUGAAGACAUUGAGCUUAUCCACGAGAUCGUCGCAUUGGGAGAGUCCAUCUUCCCUACCCUACCAGAACGAGACAAACUACCUACAGAAGCCCUCUUCCGCGCGGCAGAGGAGAUCCUCCCCAACCAUGGCUACGAUCCAGAUGACCCUCCCUCCCACAUCUCGCGCCUCAUCUUUAAGAUUGGGGGGCAGCGAUCGGGGGAGACGCUCAGCCACAAGUUUAGAACCGUCUUAGAAGGAAUGGGUAUCAAACUUGAGUUUGUUCCGAGCAGUCCACCCACCAGACCUGACUCACUUCGAUCUUUUCCACUCACCGAGGAAGAAACCACGGUCGAACUCGAGCUUGGCACCACCCCUCGCCGGCAACAGUUGCCGCAGCAGAGGCGGCGAAGGCAUAGUUCUGUCUCCCGUCGAAGCGAUAGAACCGUUGUGUCGGAUGAAGGGACUUAUGAACUACCUAUUCGCGCACGAUCGCGACCGAGAUCUCACUCGGUAUCGUUCUUGGACGAACCAGGGCGUGACCAUUCGGACGACGAAUCAACGCGCCCGUUCAGCCGCUUGGGAAGGGACGGAAGAGUGGUCCACGCCGACCCACGGCCGGUACUCAAAGCAACGACAAAGGAAAACAUCAAGAACUGGAGCUCGGCCACGAGGGAAGCCACGAGGAACAGGGAAGCCCUGCGGCGCAUUACGAAUUGGCGCCGGGAAAACGAACAAGCGGGCAAUGACGAGUUGGAGGACGCGACUGAAAAUGCGGUAGAGAAUCAGCGACCCAAACAAAGCGGGCCGCACAUUCCAGCGCAUUUUCGCGCGGAUGUCCCGAUCAAGGAGGUUGUCAAUCUCCCGCGUGGUUUGGGAAGUGCCCGGCCACAUGCGACCACUGCCGGAAACGGUGUCAACAAAGGAAGGCCCGCAUCCCUUUCCACCAUUGCGGAUACUGAGCCGGUGUACGACUCGCCUCGCUCCGACGACAUCAUCAACGGAGCACGACGUGUGAGCGACUCGACCGCUCCGACCCAGGACGACGACCGGCCCCGACAGCAGGAAUCUUCCGCAUUGUCCCAUGGAGAUCGUUCCGCCGUGGAUAUCCAGGCCCUGGAGGCGAAAUUGGCGCAGCUCAAGAUGGCCGAGGACGAGGCACUCGUCAAGGAUGCCUUCAAGACGUGGGAAUACUACUUCCAAAUCGCCCAGGAUACGAAUCGUGAGCUCUUGGCCGUUGCCGAGGAUGUCGAGGACCGCGACCUCAAGAAUGAGGUCAUUGAGGUUUGGAAGGAAGAAUACUGGGCCCUCCUGGAGGAACAGGCCAAUAUCCAGGCGUUUGUCGAGCACCGGGAGUACACCGAGCGCAUGGAAAAACGCGCGACAAGGGUAUACGAGAUCUACACUGUUCGUACCACGAUCACGUUCUGGCACGACUUUGCGCUGGAUGAACGCGACCGGACCGCGGUAGCCCGAAGACAUCUGGUGCGCAAGAAAGCUUUUGAAGCCUGGCGCCAGCAGCUCAUCGAGGACGAGGCCAAGGUUACCAACUUUAUCCUGAUGCAUGCGCUGCAGAAAUGGAGCCAGACUACCCUGCUUUCCGAGGUUCGCCAUAGAGUGGCGAUCAAGACGGACCAGCAUGCCCUCAUCAAGGAAUGUCUGGGCAUCAUGCAGGAAACUCAAAAGAUGCAUCUUGCGGACACACUCUGGUCGGUUCGGAUCUUCAAGUUCAGCCUGACCAUCUGGCUCGACAGGGCGAAUGAUGCUAUGGAUCAGCACGAGCUAGCCAUUGACGUGGACGAGAGACUUGUGCUCGACGAGGCAACCGGCAUCUGGCACGAAGAAACCCUCUACCUCCAGGACACGGUCAUGGAAGCCACCGUCGAGGGACUGAGACAGGAAUGCUGCAGGACCAUGGCGUACUGGCAGGAGCAGGCAAGGCUCAAUAAACUUCUGAGAUGGUAUCAAGAUGCCGACGAGGAAGACACAAGGUAUCACGUUUUGGAUACGUGGUAUUCGGCUUUUCAAGGGGCUCUUCAGGAUACCGAAGAUGCUGACGCGAUUCUGCUCAGAGAAUUUCUCACCCGGUGGGAGAACGUGGCGAAGCUCAGGAUGUUUACCGAGCGCGAUGACCAGUACACGAUACUCGACGUGCUGUCGCAUUGGGCGAACGAGGAACGGCUCGGGUUCUGGAGACGUUACACGGACGAGUUGGCGAUGGAGGGAACGCUCAAGCAGGUGCAGGCUGCUGCUUUUAGGUCGCAGAACGAACGAGCGGUUGACGAACGAAAGGCCAUCAGCAUGGAUAACUAUUAUGUGUGGGGUGAUGUGGUGGAUGAGUGGUUGAUGGCGCUGGAUGUGGGGGUAGCCUGGAAGCAUCGACGGAAUGCAGAUGUGGUGAAUAUCUUUCGCACUUGCAGGCCGAUUGUGGAUAUGUGGCUGGAUUACCACUGGGCAAUUCUGGAGAGGGACCGUCGUGCUGCGAGACAGGCGGACAGCAUGGUCAAGCGUUUCCGUGUUAUUGGAACACUGGACAAGUGGCCGGUCAUUACGGAGAAGAAGCGAAGGGAGAGGUUGAUGAGCUCGCUGCGGCAGUUUCGGCGCGAUUACAAAGUCAAACUUGCGAGUUCCUGCUUGGAGUGGUGGUUUCACUUUGCUGGUGAUCAUGUGGACACUGGCAGAUAUGCUUAUGAUACCAAUAUUCACUAUGGGAGUGAGGAUAUCAACGGGCAACUCAAUCACUGGCUCGAAGUUGCAAGGACAGCCGGAGAUAUGCAGGAUGUGGCCGUGGACGCCGAAUUGGAAAUCCAUUGCAACAACUGGAUAGAGGAGCUGCACGAAGCCCAAGCAAACGCUGAGUAUGCCAUCAACUAUGACGAGGACAAGACUCUUGGUCAGUACUGGCAGGCUUGGGAGUUUGAGGCUCUGCAGCAGACAAGCCGGAACCGCAUGGCUCUCACGGUCAAGGAAAGAAACGACAAGCGUUGGUGCAGCCAGAUCUUGGACGAGUGGCAGCAGGAGGCCAAUCCGGAAAUGACACAGCUUGAUCCGAGAGCCAGCAUCAUGUCCCGCCGCAGCAACAGGAUUCGGACCCACGGGUCCGGAGAUGAUACCCUCGGCCCAGGCGGCUUCACAGCAAGCCAGCUGGUCACCGUCAACACCAGCACCCUCCCCGACCGUUCUCGCUUCUCCCGCCCUACCUACCCAGAAACACCCCGUGUUCCAACCGUCUCCCAACUCGGCCGCAACCCACUACCCUCUGCUCGCUUCUCCACUCGCUCCAGAAGUCUUGGCCCAAUGCUCGAAUUUGACGAGACUAGCUUCUUGCCUGAUGCUGAGACCAAUGAUCCUUGGUUCAUGAGCACUCCCACGAGAAGGACUAGCACUUUGCGGCCGUUGGGUUAUCGACCCACGACUACCCCGUCUGCUAUCCUCCCCAGCCCCUUGGAGCGGGGAUUGAGGAGUGAGUACGGCGCGAACGGUAGCUUGGGAAGUACUCCAGGGAUCAUCAGGUCGAGGCUGGGCCAGCCGCCGUUCAGGGGGAGCACGUUGAGGACGAGGGUCGAGUUUGCGGAUAUCAGUGAGGCUAGUGCUGAGGAUCAGUAGUCAUUCCUCUGUGGCGCCUCUCUGGUAUAGAUACGAUGUACGAGUCGCUGUGUGUGUUAUACAAGACGGGACUGGGUGUCUGUUUCUGGCGUCUUGUUUAUACAGUUUGUUUUUGUUGCUUUGAAAAGCUGGCUGCGUGGUUUGGUUUUGGAUAUACCCCAGGGCUCUCAAAAAGCAAAGGUUUUUUUCUUUCUCUUUCGGUGGAAAGUCUUUUUUUUUUCUUUUUUUCUUUUUAAAUAUGUGUUUAUUUUUGGGUUUGCAUGGCAUGGAUUGGCGGCAUUUUUUUUGGUCGACUACAACGGGAGACUCACAC
Podospora bellae-mahoneyi is the source of this 4464-nucleotide messenger RNA. RefSeq lists its product as uncharacterized. Lineage: Eukaryota; Fungi; Ascomycota; Sordariomycetes; Sordariales; Podosporaceae. The record is from RefSeq and is a predicted model, not a curated record. The transcript is spliced from 2 exons. The coding region runs from base 453 to 4151 and encodes 1232 amino acids.